UAAAUGUCGAUUGUCAAAGUCCUAUAGUAAUUUGAAUAUUGUUUUUAUGUAUCUAUUGUAUUAUCUUUUUGUUUUUAUGUCGAUUGUCAAAGUUCUAGUAAUUUGAAUAUUGUUUUUAUUGUAUCUAUUUUAAUAUCUUUCUUUUAUUCUUCGAAGACUGGCGAUGGUUAAAGCGAAGUAGAAAUAAUUCCCUACUUAUUUAAAGAUUUCAGAAUUUUAAUCAGAAAUGAAUAUAACAAGCAGAGGUACUGUCCGAAAGUUGUAUUACGACGAUGAGACAGGUGAAAUUAUAACCUAUGAUGUUAAUGAUGAAACUGGUGAAUUGUUGCUUGAAAAUAAAUCACCGCCGUUUGAAAAUGUAAGACAACCUCUUGAUGCACGUGAACCCGAGGUCAAGUACAUGAAGUUCCCUCGCGGUUAUAUGAGCAAGACGAAAAAGUUUCAAUCAUUGAAAGAGAAUAUAAUUGCUGGUUCUAAUAGAACUAGUCAUCGUUUGUUGUUGAUACCGACACUGAUGAUAUUUCCUGGUCUUUUUUGUGUAAUACUUAUGGUACUUGAGGUGUUUUUACAUGUGCGGUGUCACAAGAAGAAUAAAAAGCUUAAAGAUCCAAAUCUCUAUUACCGUAGCCCAUUCCACAUGGUCACUAGCACUUUUUGUGGGGUAUGUCGUGAUUGUGAUACAGCUUCUAAAAUUGGACAGCUUCAGGAUCAGCGGCGUAACCGCUAUGACUAUUUCAGAGGCAUAGCUCUGUAAUUAAAUGGUUACAGAUUAAACAUAUAGGUGUUGGUAUUUUUUGGUGAAAUUGUAUUUAUUGAUCUCUGAUAAAUAAGUAAUGGCGUCUCAAUUGAGUUCUGAAAUGAAUAUUAUAUUUAUAUGUAUACACUACACUAAAAUAGAAUAUAAUUGAAAUACUAGUAAAUAUUAUUUAUUUAAUAGUUAUAAGUUUUUAUUUAUUUAUUUAUUUAUAUAAUGGAAAAAUUGAGUUUUGGUCUCACGAUAUGAUGUUUCUAUACUUUAUUGUCAUACUAUAUUUAUUUCCUUACUAGAAUCUAGUUGGUAGUAUACAAUACUGUAAAGUAGUUUAUGAAAUUGAACAUAGUAAGAAAGGUUAACUUACCAAAGUGAGUUUUAAUAAUGUCUACACUUUAUAAAUGUUUUCCACAUUUGAUUGCAGUUUCCAAUUUAUUGAUAUUUUAUACUUUUAUAAUAAUAUAUUUAUGCAUUCGAUCCAAUAAAUGAACUAUGACACUAUGAUUGACUAUUACACUCAAGUAAUUGAUAAGAUCUGAUGUUAAUUAUAUGGUUGCUAAACAUACUUCAGUGUAUGUUCAAUAUAUUAAAAUGGAUACAUUCUACUUAAUAUCUUGUAUUUAUAUCUCUUUUGCAUAUUAUGUACAUAUGAAUAAACAAGGUAAAGAUCUCUUUCAAGACUGUUUAAUUUUUGGGCAUUGUUAUGUGUUCUAUAAUUCUUACUCAGCGCCAGAAAAUAUUGUGAUGUAGUCUUAUAAUUGUUGUUAUGGUGUUGGUUUUAGCUUAAAGUCUAACUUUUCAUAUUAGUGUAAGUUCAAAUGGUGUCAUGUGAUAUUUUGGUAAUAAAGGAUUUAUUUAUAAGUCUUAA
Molecule: messenger RNA, 1619 nt
Organism: Spodoptera frugiperda (fall armyworm)
Lineage: Eukaryota; Metazoa; Arthropoda; Insecta; Lepidoptera; Noctuidae
Exons: 2
Coding region: 227-754 (175 amino acids)
Source: RefSeq, a predicted model, not a curated record